Molecule: messenger RNA, 1731 nt
Organism: Ochotona curzoniae (black-lipped pika)
Lineage: Eukaryota; Metazoa; Chordata; Mammalia; Lagomorpha; Ochotonidae
Gene: TCERG1L
Product: transcription elongation regulator 1 like
Exons: 12
Coding region: 1-1731 (576 amino acids)
Cellular component (GO): nucleus
Molecular function (GO): transcription coregulator activity; RNA polymerase binding
Source: RefSeq, a predicted model, not a curated record
AUGCUGGCGGGCGCCAGGCUCCCGCGGCGGCGGCGGCCGCUGCAGCAGCAACAGCAGCAGCUGCCCCGGCGGCGGCCGUCCCUGCUCUGGCCGAUGAACGCGGACCCGCCGCCGCCCUGGCUCUGGAUGGUGCCCGGCGCGGCCGGGCUGCUCCGGCUCGGCCCGGGGGUCGUGGCCCCGCCGCUGCUGCUUUCCUCCCCUGCGCCCGCGGCGCCGCUGCUGCCCGUGCUGCCCGGCUGGCAGGCCCCCGGCGAGCCCCUGCUGCCGCUGCUGCCGCUGCCCUCUGCGCCAGACCACGCUGCCGCGCACCAGCAGCCCCUGCUCGGCGCACAGUGGCUGUUUGGGGGCCGGGGCCCCGGGCUGGGCCUGCCCGCCUCCCCCAUCGUGGAGCUGCUGCCCGCGUUCCCCCAGGCCUGUGCCGCUGCUCUUCCACCUGCCGCUGGGAAGAGCUGGACAGACAAGAGGAUGCCUCCCUGUAAGAUCUUUGUCAACCAUUCCGUGGCUCUGGACUCGCCGUGGCUGCACCCUCAGGAGUCACUGUGGCCCCUUGGGCACGAGAAGCCCCAUGUGCUGGCGAACCGAGUAGCCGUGUCCGUGUCCAGCCCGCUCCCCACCGUGCUGUUCGCCCCUCAGCCUGUGCCAGGGUUUUGCCAUGGUAGCCUCAAGCCGGCCAGCAGUCCUGCUAUUGCCAUUGCUGCUGCCGCCAUGGUCUCCGUGGACACCGAGGGCCUCCGGGGCCCAUCACCAGCUGUGCCGCCGUACCACUUCCUGACGUGGGCGCCCAUCACCAUGCCCCUGCGGACAGUGUCCUUCUCAGACAGAAGCACGGAGUGCAGCCAAGCUCCCCACGCUCCAACCCUGAGGCUGCCCCCAGCCCCCGAGCAGAAGAGUAUGGCCACCAGCGCUGAGGACAAGGGGCCUCCUUCCAUCCUGGUGAGAGGGGACGACAGCGCGCCUAGAGGAAACAGACCUGUGGCUUCCACGCCUGUGCCUGGGUCACCCUGGUGCGUGGUGUGGACAGGCGACGAUCGCGUGUUCUUCUUCAACCCCACCAUGCAGCUCUCUGUCUGGGAGAAGCCCAGGGACCUCAAGGACCGAGGGGACCUCAACAGGAUUAUCGAGGACCCACCCCACAAGCGCAAGCUGGAGGCCUCAGCAGCCGACAGCAGUGAUGAGUCCGGCUCUGAAGAUGGCAGGGAACCGCAGAACAUGAAAACCAAGAGGAACCGGACCGAAGGCCGUGGGAGUCCAGGGCCAGAGGAGGCAGAGCCAGAGGAGAGAGGCCCACGGACGCAGCCCCCCCAGAUUCUCCUGCCCCUGGAAGAGCGAGUGACCCACUUCCGAGACAUGCUCCUGGAGAGAGGGGUGUCAGCGUUUUCCACUUGGGAGAAAGAAUUACACAAAAUUGUGUUUGACCCGCGCUAUCUCCUGCUGAACUCGGAGGAGCGGAAACAGAUUUUUGAACAGUUUGUCAAGACAAGAAUAAAAGAAGAAUACAAGGAACGAAAGAGUAAAUUGCUGCUAGCUAGAGAAGAAUUCAAGAAACUUCUAGAAGAAUCGAAAGUGUCACCGAGGACCACCUUCAAGGAGUUCGCCGAGAAGCAUGGCCGGGACCAGAGGUUCCGCCUUGUGCAGAAGAGGAAGGACCAGGAGCACUUCUUCAACCAGUUCAUCCUCAUCCUUAAGAAACGGGACAAGGAGAACAGAUUGAGGCUGCGGAAGAUGAGAUGA